This is a messenger RNA of Telopea speciosissima, 1338 nucleotides long. RefSeq lists its product as uncharacterized. The transcript has 5 exons. NCBI's taxonomy places the organism in Eukaryota, Viridiplantae, Streptophyta, Magnoliopsida, Proteales, Proteaceae. The coding region runs from base 49 to 1197 and encodes 382 amino acids. The record is from RefSeq and is a predicted model, not a curated record.
AAGAAAAAAAAGUGGCGUUAGCAGAGGCGUCGAUUUGGCCCGGGCUUUAUGGCGGCCACUGCUAAAGCUUACCUGCUGUCUCGCUUCAGUUCCAACGACCUCUCACUCCUCAGACCUUUCCAAUCCCCUCCACCAAUACCUCUCUUCUCCUGUCAUCUCCUCCUCAUCCGCCCUUUACUUCCCUCCAUCACCCUCACCACCACCAAUUCCUCGAACUGUAAGAAUCGCUCCUCCUCUCCUCCGAUUCUCAAUUGUCUUGUAUCGGGUGUCGACGGUGGUGGCGUUGCGGACGACUUUGUAUCCAUCAGAAAGUCUGGAUUCGAUCGAGAGUUUUCUGUAAUCGCCACUAUGCUUAAACGCAUCGAACCCCUCGAUACCUCCGUUAUCUCCAAGGGCGUCUCUGCAGCCGCAAGGGAUUCCAUGAAGCGGACAAUCUCCACGAUGCUCGGAUUGCUUCCUUCUGAUCAAUUCUCCGUCACCAUCAGUGUUUCUAGGCGUCCCCUCGAUCGCCUCCUUGUAUCCGCCAUCAUUACCGGGUAUACUCUUUGGAAUGCGGAAUAUAGGGUUUCUUUGAUGAGGAACUUCGACAUCUCUCCCGGGAGUUCUGGAGAUUCGGUUCAUUCUCAUGGCUGUGGGGUUUCAGACAUGGAGUAUCAGAACAGGGAAGGUACGGGUGUUGAGGUUGAUGUGGAUACCUGCAGUGAAUUUGCAAUGGACAGAAGCGUUCCCCCGGGUUUGGGGGACUUGUCGCCCGAGGCUUUGAAUUACAUUGCAGAGCUAAAAUCCGAGCUGGCUACAAUUGAGAAGGAAUUCAAUGCUCAAAAGCAGGAAAAUUUGCACUUGGAAUAUGAUGGGGAAGGAAAUAACGAUUUGUUAGAGUACCUUCGAACUUUGGAACCAAAUAUGGUGACUGAACUAUCUCGUCCAUCAUCUUCAGAGGUUGGGGAAGUUAUUCAUGAACUUGUUCAAAACGUACUGCCAAAGUUGUUUAAAGAUGAUACCUCCUCCAGUUUCCUGGAAGAUUCAGCUAGAGAGAAAACAGAGAACCUACCAGAUGGUGAUAUUGAGCUUUGCGAUACUAUAGGAACUUCUCGGGAUUACCUUGCGAAACUGCUAUUCUGGUGCAUGCUAUUAGGUCAUCACUUAAGAGGCUUGGAGAACAGAUUGCAUUUGAGCUGUGCUGUCGGACUGUUGUAAAGAUGAAAAAAGUAAAAGUAGAAGAGGCAUGUAUAUUCUUCUGCUCUAUAGACUUCCUGUGAAACCAUAAUUAUGGUCAUCACUUGUAAUUCUUGUACCAAUUAGUUCAUAACAAAAUUUCUAAAGAAUUUUGUCCUGCAA